AUGCCUAUUCUUCGUUGUCGUCGUUAUGUGCAGCAAAAGUGCAACGACGCGGUCAACUACUUCAUAGCGGGAGCUCCAGCGAGAGAGCAGUCAUUCUACCCCUCCCUGGCACAGCUUAGGCGCAAAGUGCAGGAGCUGUACGAGGACGUCGGGGUGCCACUUGACAUGUUCAACCGGGUGAUGGCGGAGAAUCCCGAGCGCGAGCGCAUCAUGCUGCAGAAGAUGUCGGAGCGCCGUUGCAACAUCUACGCGGUGGUUAAGCCUUACGCGCAUGGCCCUGGUGGCUAUAUCACCGAGAACAAAGUCGCGAUGCUUGCGAGCGAGAACAUUGCGCCAUCGCGUCGCCGCACGCCUGCAGAGUGGCACGCCCACUUUGGGGAUGGUUUGCCUGGUGGGGACUGUAAACGACAACUAUUCACGUGGCAAGCAGCUGUCAGACAGCGACGUGCUCACCAUCCUGUUCAUAAUCACCUCUCACCCCUCACCUGCGCAAACGCACGCUCAACUACAUGCAUGCGCGCUGUCUCACCCUCCUCUCUGUCCUCUCAUCCCCGUGCCGCCAACCACCCCCCUGCUGCUGCCCGUGCAGUUGUGAAGAGCAAGGUGGGGGCGGGCAAGCCAUUGGCGCUGGACCCACAGGGCCUGUACGUGUGCCCCGACGCAUGCGGGGUGGAGAGCACGUCACCCAACGGCAAGCCUGCCAUCGACGCCACGAUCUCCACGCUCACACAUGAGCUCACCGAAGCUGCCACUGAUCCAGAUACGAAUGCGGGGUGGUUUGACGACAACAACGAGGAGAAUGCGGACAAGUGCUCGUGUGACUACGGCAGCACCAAGCGGGGAUCGCUGCAGAACGGGCAGAGCUACGAGUACAAUCUGGUGGGGUUGAACGGGAUGAAGUUCCUCGUGCAGCUCAACUGGGACCGCGUGAGAAGCAAGUGCAUCCUGCAGAACGCCCUGCCCACUGACAGUAGCGGUGGGGGAGGCACUCCCUCUCCCCCUUCCCCUCCACCCCCACCUCCCCCCACUGGAGGCAGUGUGAAGAUGAAGUGUGAUUGCAACUGUGCGAGUGCCAGCAACCCCAUGAGCUACUAG
Closterium sp. NIES-65 is the source of this 1095-nucleotide messenger RNA. The record is from the annotation of a GenBank genome assembly. NCBI's taxonomy places the organism in Eukaryota, Viridiplantae, Streptophyta, Zygnematophyceae, Desmidiales, Closteriaceae.